AUGGCCACGAGUAGGAGAAGUGGAGCACCUGCAAUCGGCAUUGACCUGGGAACCACGUAUUCAUGUGUUGCAGUUUGGAGAGAUGACCGAGUAGAGAUCAUAACCAACGAGUACGGAAACCGAACAACUCCAUCUUGUGUUGCUUUCACUGAUGCUGAACGUCUCAUUGGUGAUGGUGCUAUCAAUCAGAUCACUUUCAACCCUAAUAAUACUGUAUACGAUGCGAAGAGGCUUAUAGGCAGGAGAUUCAGUGAGAUCAUGAUGCAAGAUGACUUGAAGUUGUGGCCUUUUAAGGUUAUACAAGGAACUAAUGACAUGCCAAAAGUUGUGGUUAACUACAAAGGUCAAGAGAAACAGUUUACUACAGAAGAAAUCUCAUCAAUGGUUCUUGCCAAGAUGAAACAAGUUGCAGAGACAUAUAUUGGUGAAACCGUUAAAUCCACUGUCAUCACAGUUCCAGCUUACUUCAAUGAUUGUCAACGUCAGUCAACAAAGAAUGCAGCCACCAUUGCAGGCCUAAAGGUCAUGCGUAUGAUCAAUGAGCCAACUGCAGCUGCAGUUGCUUAUGGUGUGGCCCAUAAGUCGCGAAUUGUUGGAGAAAGGAAUGUGCUUGUAUUUGAUCUUGGUGGUGGCACUCUUCUCUCCAUUGGUGAAGGCAGUUUCUUUGAGGUUAAAGCUGUUGCUGGUGACACUCAUUUGGGGGGUCAUGAUUUUGAUAACAAUUUGGUGAGUUAUUGUGUUGAGGAGUUUAAGAACAAAUGGAACAAGGAUUUGUCUGGAAACAAAAAAGCGUUGGCGAGACUGAAAGUUGCGUGUGAGAAAGCAAAGAUAAUUCUUUCAUUUGCCACCACAACUUUAAUUGAAAUCCAUGGUUUGCAUGAGGCUAUUGAUUUUUCUUUGAGAAUUACUAGGGCCAAAUUUGAGGAUCUAAAUAUGACUAUUUUCACCAAGUGUAUCAAGAAAGUGGAUACAUGUUUAGCCUAUGCAAAGAUGAACAAAACAAGUGUACAUGAGGUGAUUCUCGUUGGUGGGUCGACUAGAAUACCAAAGGUCCAAAGUAUGUUGCAGGAGUUCUUUGAUGGGAAGGAGCUAUGCAAGAGCAUCAACCCUGAUGAAGCGGUUGCAUAUGGAGCAGCGGUUAUGGCUGCAAUGUUAUCUGGUGAAACUAGCGAAAUCCUAAACGAGUUAGUGCUAUUGGAUGUUACUCCUUUGGCACUUGGUGUUGAGGUACUAGGAGAGAAAAUGUGUGUUGUUAUCCCACGGAACACUUUGAUACCUACAUCGUUUACUAAGAAAUUUGUAACAACCAAAGACUACCAAUCUUCUAUAAGGUUUAAGGUGUACCAAGGUGAACGGACAAGAUCUACAGAUAAUUAUUUGUUGGGGCAGCUUUUAGUUUCUGGAAUUCCAGCUGCUCCUAAGGGAGUCUCAGUAGUUGAGAUUUGCUUUGAAAUAGAUGCUAAUGGUAUCCUUACAGUCACAGGAAAGGUAGUUCUUACCGGAAAGACUGAAACUCUUACUGUCACCAAUUAUAGAGGUCGAUUGUCGAAGCAAGAGAUUGAGAAAAUGACUAAAGAUGCGGAGAAGUUUAAAGUUGAGGAUCACGAGUACAAGAGGAAAGUGGAUGCAUGCAAUGGCUUGGAAGACUGUUUGUAUGUUUUAAAGAAGAAGUUGAAAGGAGAUGAUAGGACCCCAAAGGUGUUAAAGAACAUGAAGUACGCAUAUGAAGAAACCAGGAAAUGGCUCGCUGAUAACAAAACUGCAACAGGUGAUGAAAUCGAGGCUCGGAAGGAGUAUCUUGAAUUCGUAUCCUCCCUUGCAUUUUCAAACUAA
This is a messenger RNA of Helianthus annuus (common sunflower), 1833 nucleotides long. Its product is annotated as heat shock cognate 70 kDa protein-like. The transcript has 2 exons. Gene Ontology annotation, molecular function: ATP-dependent protein folding chaperone; misfolded protein binding; ATP binding. The record is from RefSeq and is a predicted model, not a curated record. Gene Ontology annotation, biological process: cellular response to unfolded protein; protein refolding. Gene Ontology annotation, cellular component: cytoplasm. The coding region runs from base 1 to 1833 and encodes 610 amino acids. NCBI's taxonomy places the organism in Eukaryota, Viridiplantae, Streptophyta, Magnoliopsida, Asterales, Asteraceae.